This is a messenger RNA of Cylindrotheca closterium, 1929 nucleotides long. The record is from the annotation of a GenBank genome assembly. Lineage: Eukaryota; Bacillariophyta; Bacillariophyceae; Bacillariales; Bacillariaceae.
AUGACCACAUCUGAUUGGCAUCCUGAUGAUGAUGGUUUGACUGUUGAUCCUUGUUCAGACGAGCCAUCCACAGACCUUUUCGUUGGUGAACUUCUCGGCGAUGAACUCAUUGACAUCUACAACGCUGCUGUCGUUGGCGGAGGCGAUGAUGACGAUGACAUGAACGAAAUCCCUUCGCUUUUGGCACCAACGCCCGAUAUCAAGAAAGAGCAAGAAACCACGGGACAGGGAGGCUCAUCGCAAGAUGAUGGUUUCGGCGCGUUUCGAUCAUCCAACUCUUUCAAUGAUCUGACGAUUUUGCCUCAACCCCCUGCUGUUCCCCUUGUUGCUGAAACGGCUACAAGUCUUCCUCAAUCAAUCGCACCACAUAGUGUUGUAAACAACGAUGCUACCAAGAAACGAGCCUUGGAAGCAGCUGCUGCUUCACCUGCUCCGAAACGUCGCGCGAUUCCAUCCAAGAAACCUGCAACAGGUCCACCAGUACUCAAAGCCAAGGCUAAGGCACCAGCCAGCGCAGUUCCGGUUCAAAAAGCUAUCAAACCGAACAUCGCGGGCAGACCGCAGAACAAAAAAGACACACCCAACCCCCUCACACUCGCUAAAACACAGCCUUCGACUAUUGCAGCGAAGGCGACACACACCAAGAAACCAACCAACCCUCCAGUUGCCCCUGCUAGUACUGUUGCUCCACGAGUUCCUGUCACUGCCAAAGAGGCAGAGGCAAAGAAGUCCGAAGAUGCCGCCCCUGUGCUUUCCAACCCUCCAACGGAAGCCGAUUUCAAGUGCGUAGCACAAGCUGCUGUUAGCAACUUGAUCAUGAAUGCUGGCCAAACAACGAAGUCCGAUCCUGUGAGUGGAGCUGCUGCGAGCAAGGGCGGCUCCAAUGUGGAUAUAAGCACAGAGCAUGUCAAGGCAUUAACGGGAAGCAACUGGGUCUCCGUAUGUUCUGGUGGAGAUUCCAGCUCCAGCCAAGGAGCGAACAAUGGAGACAAGAUGAACAAUCGAGCAAGACGGCAGAACUUGACUCCAGAUGAACGAGCAAGACAAAACCGUGAUCGCAAUCGUGAGCACGCCAGAAACACUCGUCUUCGAAAGAAGGCCUAUGUGGAGGAACUCAAGAGAACGUUAACGGCGCUCGUUGCACAACGGGAUGCUGCAGAGCUUGAGAAACGACACACUGUGCAACGCGAAAUGGAACAAAGAGAAGUCCGUUUCCGCGUGAUUGAAGAAUUCCUCAAGCUGAGGGCACGAAAUGAGCGUAACUUUGCUCGAUGGUCUGCAAUUCUCGAAGAUAGAUUCACUUUCACUCUUCCUUUGACAGACUUUAGAAGUAUGGUUCACCAUGAAAGUAGUCAGACAAACAAUGGUUUCGAACAAGUGUUGAACGGGGUAGCAGAAGCCAUGGAAGAUUCUAACCAUUUGGCUGCUUUCAUUCAAAGCCUGUCGAAACAUUACGAGAACGAUGAGAUCGUAUUCGCCUACAGCUGUGAUCGCAAGAAUUUCUUGAUGGACAACUGUCAUGCUGUUUUGGAAUGGACCGCAUCGACUCAUGGGGCUAUGAAGCAGGGCACUUCAUCGGAGCUCACUGUCAAGGGCAGCGCCAAGGCACACUUCAGUCCGGCUUCCAACAAACUAAUAUCUGUAUCUUUGGCCUAUGACACGGGGAUCGUCAUGUCGCAGGUGAAUCAAAUCAAGGAAGGCAGUCCGGAUGAAGUCGCGGCACAAGUUGCGGCAAGUGAGGCUGACGCGAUUUUGGACUCGCUGCAAAUGCCUGACAUGCCCGGCUCCGUACCGUCCAACGUGACAGUCCUUCCAUCUACUGGAUCCGGACCUGGACCUGCCUCCAUCACCGACGCAGAGAAAGAAGACUCGUCAGAUGAAAGCAAUGAAGAGAUUCUUGAUGGCCGUCGUCAAAAGAUCACGAGUUGA